Molecule: messenger RNA, 1107 nt
Organism: Spodoptera litura
Lineage: Eukaryota; Metazoa; Arthropoda; Insecta; Lepidoptera; Noctuidae
Source: RefSeq, a predicted model, not a curated record
UCUUGUUCCGACUAAGAUUACUUGAUCAUCAGUCUCCAAACUCUCCAACAUGAAAACCGCCGUGUUAUUAUUGGUCGUCGCUUUCGCGGCUCUAGCUUCAGUCCAUGAAGCAUCCGGAAAGGCUAUCGAGAGCAAAGUAGCUGGAAGGAAUAAGCGUGCUAUCUUCGGACUCGGCAAAUUGGUUGGCGGAGUAGUAGGCGGAGUUGGCCAAGUGGUUGGCGGAGUAGUAGGCGGAGUUGGCCAAGUGGUUGGCGGAGUAGUAGACGGAACUGGUAAAGUGGUUGGCGGAGUGGUAGGUGGAGUUGGCCAAGUCGUUGGCGGAGCCCUGAACAAUACUGGUAACCUCGUUGGCGAUGCACUGGAAGGAGUUGGCCAAGUCGUUGGCGGAGCCCUGGACAAUACUGGUACCGUGGUUGGCGGACUCCUCAACAAUACUGGUAACCUCGUUGGCGAUGCACUGGAAGGAGUUGGCCAAGUCGUAGACGGAGUAGUGGACGGAGUACAAGACUUGGUAUCAAACGUACUGAACUCAACCGGCGCUGCACUCGACGAAAUUGUGAACUCCGCAUUAAACCUUGUUGAACAAAUUACUAACGUCGAUCUGAAGGAGACUCUGACUAAUAUUUUCAACGGUGUGUCAGAACUAGUCAAUGAAAUAGGAACCUCCCUAAAGGAACUGAGCGAGCAAGGCUUGGAAGACUUAAAAGCUAAGAUUGCUGAACUUAAGCAACAAAUUGAAGAAGCUCAAAACGCAGUCAAUGAGAUAGCUUCGGGUAUUGCAGCGGCUAAGAAGGAACUACUUGUUAAUUUACUAACGGAGGCUAAUGCGGCAUUGGACUCAUUACAAGAGCAGUUAAACGCAUUGAUAGAUGCUGUGCAAGAUAGUGCUUCUGCUGCCAGUAGCGAUGCUGCCAGUUCUGAUGCCGCCACCGCCGAAGCAACUGCUUAAACUGUUACCAAAAGACCACGGACUGAACUAAUUCUUCAACGACAAUCUGAGUACAGUGAAAUGUUUUACUUUUAUUUUUCAAAUUAUGUUCAAACUUGUUUAAAUUCACAUCAUCAGCUUAGUUUAUCUUUUGGAAAUAAAUUUCUGCUUGUAUUGCA